Molecule: messenger RNA, 1101 nt
Organism: Schistosoma rodhaini
Lineage: Eukaryota; Metazoa; Platyhelminthes; Trematoda; Strigeidida; Schistosomatidae
Source: the annotation of a GenBank genome assembly
AUGAAAAAAACACGACAACUUUUUCUGCGAAAAUGCACGAAAUUGUAUAUUAGACAAACUAGUUGUGUUUUCAAAAAUACGCGUUACCGUUGUGGUGUAUUCUUACUUUCGAACAUUGGAUUAUGUGGUAAUGGUAUAUUUCUUAACAAGUUUAUUUUCAAAGGUGGAGAAGUGUCACAGUGUUCAGCCAUAAAUAUAUUUUUGAGUUCCACAGCAAUACUUAUCCGUCAGAUGCAACCGUGGGAUCCACCAGUUGAUCUCAGCAACGACAAAGCUAAUGAGAAUGAAAGCACAUCAGAUUUACGUAGAAGAUUACGUAGAAAUGGAAUGUUACCUCCCCUAUUAUUUUAUGAUCGUCCAAUAAAUAUUGGACAUACAGGAACUAUAUUUGAUCCGUAUAUCCCUCCUGAUGGUGAUGGUCAAAGUUCAUUACUAUCAACAAAGAGACUGGCUCUUUUAAAAGAUAAUCUCCUUAAUAAGGGAAAAAACUAUAAGGAUUUAUCGCUGCUAAAAUCACAUGAACCAUCAUUUAAUUCCAAACGAUUUACUAUUGAAGCUGAAAAUAUUUAUGUUGAAGCUCAUGAUUUGUUACAAAAUUAUCGUCAAAAUGAAUCCCGAUUAUUUGAACUAGUUACAGAAAAAGCACUAGUAGAUAUGACUGCUGACCUAAAACUUCGAACUCUGCAAUGGAAGUUUGUGGGUAACAUUGAGCCACCCAGAGUUGUACAAAUACGCUGCAACGAGCUUUUAUCUAAAGGCAAUGUUUACGCUCAAGUUACAGUUCGUUUCUAUACACAACAGAUUUUAUCGAUUUAUAACCGUUUCGGGCGUCUACUAUAUGGUAAUCCGGAUACUGCUGUUGAUGUACUCGAAUAUGUUGUAUUUGAAAGACAUAUUUCCGAUGAAUAUGGUACAUGGAGAUUACACGGUAAAGUCUCUCGUCCAAACUCUACAGUAAACUACACAUAUAUACCUACUCAACGGUUAUUCCCAAUUAAUUCAUCAACAACAUCGGAAUCAAAUAAAUUGAUCUCAAAUAGUCGAAAUGACGUUGAUAAUCCAAUAUCACUAAACAGUUUGAAUAAAGAUAAUAUGAAUUAA